Molecule: messenger RNA, 894 nt
Organism: Metarhizium brunneum ARSEF 3297
Lineage: Eukaryota; Fungi; Ascomycota; Sordariomycetes; Hypocreales; Clavicipitaceae
Source: RefSeq, a predicted model, not a curated record
AUGCAUAAACUGACUGCUUACGGCGUAUUGGCGUCCUUUCUUAUUGAUAAUGUUCAAGCUGUCCCAGUUACGUCUGGUACGCCUAUUGUGUCUAUCGUGCCGGCUCGCGGGCUUGAUAAUUGGCAGAACACUCUAUCCAGUGACACUCGUCGCCGGCUUGACGUAGGUCUGCAGCAUCUAGACGACGAGAGUUAUCCGGGCCAAGAUUUCCGAAAUGAUACUAUAAUGCGCAUUAAUAUUGAGCGAGAGGCCCUAGACCUCUCACUUAUUGAUCUUUUGCAGGCUUUUGGAAUGACGCUCCCAGCUCCUCGUGACACCGUAAGUAAGAUGGUUGUCAACAAACGAGGCAACGCCGAGGACUUCCGCGAAGAGGUCUACACUCGUGCUGGAACUAUGGCCUAUCCUAAAGUAGUUGAAGGACGCAGCAUCGACGUAUAUAGCAGUCUAUUAAUCCGCGAUAACCUUGCCCUAGGAGCUAUUGAAAGGAUUAACAUUGCCCAUCGAAUCCUUGGCAAGCCUGAACUCACUAUAGAACAAGCUAAAGAAAUUGGAUCGCACGGCGAUGAGUACUUGACGGGUUACUGGAAUUCCUCCAUGAAGCACGGAGACUUCUGGACUAGUGACCAAGCUAUUGGCAAGCCAAAUUUUAUUAAAGGUGGCCAGUCUAACAGAUUCGGUUUUACGCAGAGUACAUUCCACAAACUUUAUUGUCUCGCGAACCUCCGAAUGAUUCUCGCUUGGCACAUUACUGGUAGCGGCAACAAGAUGACGCGCGACCUGAAUGCGCACACUAUUCACUGCUUGGAAUAUAUUCGAUGGCGUGAGCUAGCACACCCUGAUUUGAAUGAGGAGCCUAUUGACACAGUGGAUUACGAGGGCAUGGGGAUCCAUUAG